Molecule: messenger RNA, 636 nt
Organism: Globicephala melas (long-finned pilot whale)
Lineage: Eukaryota; Metazoa; Chordata; Mammalia; Artiodactyla; Delphinidae
Gene: CTXN2
Product: cortexin 2
Source: RefSeq, a predicted model, not a curated record
GCAUGUCUCCUUUUCUGGUAUUUCUGAAGCUAGGGAGCAGGAAAGGAGGUGGGGAGGGAGGAGAGGGGAAGGAGUCUGUAGGUCUGCUGAGUUCAAAUUCUAAAGAAGAAAGAGCUCUAAUGUUUCUGCUGAUGCUGCUGACAAAAGGAAAAAAAAAAAGUGGAUUUGUUGGGUGCUUGCUGAUGUUUCUUCCAUAAUGUUUGGGUGUGAGAGCCAGUGGAGACGGUGGUGAGAUGGUUAAUGGUCCACAGCUACCGCGGCUUGUUACUUGCAAGCUACUAUGUUGGGCCAAGAGGUGACUCCAGCAGGAAUUCUGAAGAGCCAAAAUGAUGUGACAGUGAAUAAUGAGUAGUACCAACUGUGGCAACUCUUCAGCUAAGAUGAGUGUCAACGAAGUGUCAGCUUUCUCGUUGACUCUGGAGCAAAAAACUGGCUUUGCUUUUGUUGGGAUUUUGUGUAUCUUCUUGGGACUUCUUAUCAUCAGAUGCUUCAAAAUCCUGUUAGAUCCAUAUAGUAGCAUGCCUUCCUCUACAUGGGAAGGUGAAAUUGAAGAGUUUGAUAAAGGGACAUUUGAAUAUGCACUUGCCUGAGCGUUUCAGCUUUAUAGUUUUUAGGGUUAUACCACUGGGGCACAUG